GGAGGCAGACCCUUCCAAGACGUGCUGGGUGGUUCGGAGCAUCCGAGACCAUUGCUGCAAGGAGGGCCAAUCGGCGGAUGGCUCGAUGCUGUACAGUGUCUUCGUCAGUUUAACCGAGCACCUCACACCUGCUGAGCUGCAUCACUUUCACAAGCUCUUCCCGGGUGCCACUGUUGACGAGACCGCAUUCGAAUCGAACAGGCUCCGCUUCCGGCUGGGGCAGCACACUCCAGGUUUCGUUUGCGCCUCCAGUUCAUCUGCUCCGGGCCAAGAACGGCAAACGGUCGACACGGGUGCAGUUCUUUGGCCGCUGGCAGUUCUUCUGGCUUCCUUCGGGCAUCCAAUCUCUGGAACCUUCGUGAAUAUCGGAGCUGGCACAUGUGAGCCACCGGAUCCUUUAUACCAGCUCCUGGCCUCGCCUCAAGGCUGGGGAUUCGUCGGAUUGGCGGUGGAAUCGGAUCGGAGCCGGCUUGACAGGUGUGAAAUUGCCAUGAGCCAGACGCCGGCACGGGUUCUUCCGGUGCACAUGACGAUGGAUCCAACAGCUGCCGCCGACCAGUUGCUGCCCUACCUCAAGCUGAUCUUCGGCAAUGCUCCGAAGCCUUGGCCAUUGGACUUCCUGGUUGUGGACAUCGACGGUGUUGACUGCCUCAUCGUCGAGGAGCUUUUGCAGGUCGUAACGCCGAAGGUAAUCCACCUGGAGAUUGUCUUUCACAUUCCGCCACCAUUUCGCUUUUCGCUGCAGUGGCACGCGGAUGUUUCGCCGAAAUUCGAUGCCGAGUACGAUGUCGAUGUGCUGAAUCCGGCCUCGGGUUGCUCGUUGAGCUAUGCGCUGCACAAGUUUCGACCGUUUGGAUACCACCUACUGCGGCUGACGCCCAACGACGUGAUCCUGGUGCACCAAUCCAUCGCUUCGAGUGUGGAGCGAGGGCUUCAGCUGAAGCUGCCACAGGACGAAUUUGAAUGCUAUCGGAACAGCACACUGUGGCUCCAGAUGCCAGCAGACUAUGUCCGGGAAUGGUUCUUCGCGAAGCAUCCCUCGGCAGCAAUAGGCCACAUUUGGUCAAACCUUUCGUCGCUCAGCAAGGAGACCGGCCGCCAGAAUGUGCCUUUCACCCUGGACUUCUAG
Molecule: messenger RNA, 1129 nt
Organism: Symbiodinium sp. CCMP2456
Lineage: Eukaryota; Dinophyceae; Suessiales; Symbiodiniaceae
Source: the annotation of a GenBank genome assembly